Messenger RNA from Amphimedon queenslandica, 1046 nucleotides. Its product is annotated as neutral ceramidase B-like. Gene Ontology annotation, cellular component: extracellular region. Gene Ontology annotation, molecular function: N-acylsphingosine amidohydrolase activity. The record is from RefSeq and is a predicted model, not a curated record. Gene Ontology annotation, biological process: sphingosine biosynthetic process; ceramide catabolic process; long-chain fatty acid biosynthetic process. The transcript is spliced from 8 exons. Bases 118 to 897 code for a protein of 259 amino acids. Lineage: Eukaryota; Metazoa; Porifera; Demospongiae; Haplosclerida; Niphatidae.
UUACUCCACGAGCCAAAAAAAGAAGACAAGGAAUGUCAAGCACCCAAACCAAUCCUGCUGGACACAGGUGGUAUCAAUAUACUGUAUCCUUGGACCCCAAAGGUCCUUCCACUUCAGAUGUUCCGUAUCGGGCAGCUGGUAAUAUCAGCAGUACCGGCUGAGUUCACAACAAUGUCUGGAAGAUAUCUAAAGAAUGCUGUGAAGAAGAUAUUCAAUGCUGCUGGUCACUCUGACAUCAUUCCAGUGAUAGCCGGACUAUCCAAUACCUAUUCAGACUACGUCACAACCUACUAUGAGUACCAGCAACAAAGAUAUGAAGGUGGUUCCACCAUAUUUGGACCUCACACUUUAGAUGCAUACAUACAAGAGUUCAGUAAACUUGCUUUUGCUAUAGCUAACAAUAAUGCGACUGGUCUUGAUAAAGGUCCUCCCACUCCUGAUCAUUAUUCAAAACAAAAGUCUUUCAUUCUGCCAGUACUGACUGACAAGCAACCGAAGGGAAAGAAGAUUGGUGACGUUAAAGUUGAUGUUAAAGAAAGUUACGCAAUAAACGACACUGUCGAAGUCGUGUUUUGGGCUGGAAACCCACGAAAUGACAGAAAGACUAACAGCACAUUCCUGACAGUUGAGAUGGAGGACAAUGACCAGUGGAUUGUAAUGUACACUGACGCCUCCUUGGAAACAAGGUUCAAAUGGGAAUAUGAUCACAGUGAUCCACUUUGUGUUAUUGAUGACAUUUUUGAUGGUGGUUGUACCAGUCAUGCCAUUAUACAGUGGUUCAUUCCACCUGAUGCUGUUCCUGGUACUUAUCGUAUCCAACAUUUCGGAGCUUACAAAAAUAAUGGAGUCCAUCAGUAUCAAGGGGUUUCUGGAACUUUUAAAGUCACUAAAAUGUGAUUUUAAUAAUUAUUAUUAGUUUAAUGUUGCUGUGAUUAUUAUAAAUGUAUUAAACUGCAGCUGAAUAUGAUUUCAAUCAUUUUGUAGUUGCUGUGGCUAUUUUUUGUCGAUUUAAUUCAAAUAAUUGGGCGAAGCCCACUAAAAUGAGA